AACGCACCUGGUACAAAGUAAUCGAAACAGCAAAAAAAGGCACAUGGUUAACCGUCAACUGUAUCUCUCAAUUUUGAUAAAAGACGAAUAAUUUACAAUUAAAUUUACUUAAAUUUGUAUAUUUAUUUCACCAGUAUUCUACGUAAAAAGAAGUAAACUCUUCUUAAACGAAAAUGGCUGAACGAAUGGAGGACUUAAAUUUACCAAAUGCGGUUAUAACUCGAAUAAUUAAAGAAUCACUUCCGGAUGGUAUUGCAAUUGGAAAAGAAGCAAAACUUGCCGUUGCUAAAGCAUCAUCGAUAUUUAUUUUAUAUAUAACAUCCGUUGCAAAUACAAUUGCCAAAAAUCAAAAUCGAAAAACAAUUAACGGAGCAGAUGUAACGCAAGCAAUGAAGGAUAUUGAAUUUGAACAAUUUCUCGAACCUCUACAAGAAUCAUUAGAAAUUUAUAAGAAAUCACAAAAAGAUAAGAAAGAAGCGACUGACAAAAAGAAACAAAAUAACAAAAAUGAUACAUCUGAAGAAACAGUUUGAGUUUCUUUAUUUAAAAGAAUUUUAAUUUUUUUUUAAUUCUAAACUUUUGUUCCUUUUACUAUAUUUAAGAUAGGGGAAUUUUUUUUUCAGCAAUGUAAUUUAAAAAAAAACAUAUUUUUUAAUAAACUAUUUAUGUACCUACAA
Leptopilina boulardi is the source of this 677-nucleotide messenger RNA. RefSeq names its product DNA polymerase epsilon subunit 3-like. Gene Ontology annotation, biological process: leading strand elongation; heterochromatin formation; DNA damage response. The record is from RefSeq and is a predicted model, not a curated record. The coding region runs from base 174 to 533 and encodes 119 amino acids. Gene Ontology annotation, cellular component: epsilon DNA polymerase complex; CHRAC. Gene Ontology annotation, molecular function: protein heterodimerization activity; chromatin DNA binding. The transcript has 2 exons. Lineage: Eukaryota; Metazoa; Arthropoda; Insecta; Hymenoptera; Figitidae.